AUGAUUAGGCCAAUGUUUGGUAUUCUAGUCAUUUUGGCUAUACUCAGCUUUCCGGCGAUUGAGUCCCGGAGUCACCAAAAUGUGGUGUCUUCAGGGAUUAGAUUUUCAGCAUUGAAUUGCCGGAAACAUAGUGCAAUAUUGACUGACUUUGGUGCGGUUGGAGAUGGAAAAACUUCUAAUACAAACGCGUUUAAGAAAGCCAUAAGCAAGCUCAGCCAAAUGGCAACCGACGGUGGAGCUCAACUCGUAGUUCCUCCCGGAAAAUGGCUUACGGGAAGUUUUAACCUUACCAGCCACUUUACUUUGUUCAUCCAACGAGGGGCUACCAUCCUUGCAUCUCAGGAUGAAUCUGAAUGGCCAGUGAUCGCUCCUUUGCCAUCUUACGGGAAAGGAAGAGACGGGACCGGAACCGGGAGAUUCAACAGUCUCAUCUCCGGUACAAACUUAACCGACGUGGUUAUAACCGGUAACAAUGGAACUAUCAACGGACAGGGACAAUAUUGGUGGGAUAAAUUCAAAAAGAAGCAAUUCAAGUUAACAAGACCAUACUUGAUCGAACUCUUGUUCUCCAAAAACAUUCAAAUCUCGAACAUCACAUUGAUCGAUUCACCAUCGUGGAAUAUUCAUCCCGUCUAUUGUAAUAACGUCAUUGUCAAAUCCGUCACCGUUCUUGCUCCCGUCACUGUUCCCAACACCGACGGAAUCAAUCCAGAUUCUUGCACAAACACAUUGAUCGAAGACUGCUACAUAGUCUCCGGCGACGACUGCAUCGCGGUAAAAAGCGGUUGGGACCAAUACGGAAUCAAAUUCGGAAUGCCAACGCAGCAACUCUCCAUCCGACGGCUCACAUGCAUCUCCCCAAAGAGUGCAGGAGUAGCCUUAGGAAGUGAAAUGUCCGGAGGAAUCAAAGACGUUAGAAUUGAAGACGUGACUCUAACCAACACCGAAUCCGCAAUCCGAAUCAAAACUGCGGCGGGACGUGGAGCUUACGUCAAGGACAUUUUCGCUAGGAGGAUAACAAUGAAGACGAUGAAAUACGUUUUCUGGAUGAGUGGAAACUACAAUAGUCAUCCUGACGAAGGAUUUGAUCCCAAGGCGUUGCCGGAAGUUACUAAUAUCAAUUACCGCGAUAUGACGGCGGAGAACGUUACCAUGUCGGCGAGUCUUGACGGGAUUCAUAAAGAUCCGUUUACGGGUAUUUGUAUAUCGAAUGUGACUAUAGCUUUGGCAGAUAAGGCUAAGAAGGUGCAGUGGAAUUGUACAGAUGUGGCUGGAGUUACCAGCAGAGUUACGCCAGAACCAUGUAGUUUGUUGCCGGAGAAGAAAGCUCCGGCCAAGAAUGAGGACUGUGCGUUUCCGUCUGAUUUGAUUCCGAUUGAGAGUGUUGUAUUGAAGAAGUGCUCUCUUUGAUAUAGUAUAGUGACAGUCACAGAUUAAGAUGAAUUAAAACUUUAUGAAAUUUUAUAAUAAAAAU
Messenger RNA from Arabidopsis lyrata subsp. lyrata, 1474 nucleotides. RefSeq names its product probable polygalacturonase. Gene Ontology annotation, molecular function: polygalacturonase activity. The transcript has 4 exons. Gene Ontology annotation, biological process: carbohydrate metabolic process. The coding region runs from base 1 to 1410 and encodes 469 amino acids. The record is from RefSeq and is a predicted model, not a curated record. NCBI's taxonomy places the organism in Eukaryota, Viridiplantae, Streptophyta, Magnoliopsida, Brassicales, Brassicaceae.